CAAACGACCCUAAGUACAGGUAAGUUUGGUUCUUUUUUUCCGAAUAAUUGUCAAACACGACCCUCACCCCCAAACCCUCCUGAUUCUCCACUAUUUACUCUAACUUCUUCCCAACUUUAUCUCUCACUUUCUCUUUCAUUUUCGUCGGAUCAAACCCUUUAUAAUUUCACAGCCUAAGAACACUUCCAUUAGUUAAUGAUCUGUUUUUCCCAUAAGCAAUGACAGCAACAGUUGCAGAAACCUUAAGCCCCAUCAAAACUUCAAUCUGCAACCCAAUUAAACCAACAAGAGUUUGCUUUUCAUACGCAGCUUACGCCAGAAAUGUCGUACAACACCUCAAAUCUUCCAACAUAAUCGUCGAAAAAGGACUUUCCGACGUAGAAUUCUCUUCCAUUGAAUCCAAUUUCAAUUUCACUUUCCCUCCUGAUCUCCGCUCCAUCCUUCAAGAAGGUCUCCCCACUGGCUCUGGAUUUCCCAACUGGCGAUCCUCGUCACAACAACAGCUAGAAAUCCUGAAAAAUCUCCCGAUCUUGAGUUUGUGUAAAGAAGUGAAGAAAAGGAAUUUUUGGAUUGAUUCUUGGGGUGAUAGGCCAUUUGAUAAUGAUCAAGCUGUGGAUAUAGCAAAAGAGUUCUUGAAAGAAGCUGCCCCUGUUCUUGUUCCCAUUUAUCAGCAUUUUUAUAUACCGUGUACGCCGUGUUUGGCUGGGAAUCCUGUGUUUUACGUGCAUGAUGGGGAGGUUAAAUUAUGGAGUUUUGAUAUAUCCGUUUUUUUUCAGCAAGUGGAGUUUCAGAGCAAAGGGAUAAGUUUGAGGAGACCAAGUUUGUUUCAUUUGCUGAAUGCGCCGGCAUGGGCGGCGACGGAGGCGAGGAAGAUUGAGUUCUGGACGGAAAUGACGGAGAUGGCGGCGGCGCAUGGCGGUGGAAAGCACCGGCGGUGGUGGAGUGAGGAUCUUGAAGGGUAUUUAGAGGAUGUGUUUUUGAGGUUGACGGAAGCGGGGUGGAAAGAAAAGGAUGUUAGAGAGAUGAUGAUGGUGGACGGCGGCGGAGACGGCGGUUCCGGUGGCCGGAGGAGACGCAGUGACGCCGGCGUAUUUGUCGACAAGAAAGGGGUGGAAUCGCACGUGAGGUUAUUGUCAAAGAGGUUAUUACGUGCGGGGUGGAGCACGGAAGAUGUGGUGGACUCUCUAGGGUCUCCAGAGGAAAUAUGUCCACAGGAGGAUUCAUGUAUUGAUUUUUAUCAUAAUUCAAGCUAAGGAAUUUGCAACGUCUUACGUCUAGAGCUGUGUAAAGCAUACAGUUUGAUUAGAAUGUUGGUCUGAGAUUCAUUUCUGUUGGGGGUAUAAAUUAGUUGAAGUAAUACACAAUGGAUAGAAAUUAAAGAUUGUUCUUCUCUGCUUCCCUA
Molecule: messenger RNA, 1402 nt
Organism: Nicotiana tabacum (common tobacco)
Lineage: Eukaryota; Viridiplantae; Streptophyta; Magnoliopsida; Solanales; Solanaceae
Source: RefSeq, a predicted model, not a curated record